AGGAACAUCUUCCCUCUUCUACCUGUGCUGGUUUAAGCUUCCGACCUUUGCCUCUCCUCUCUUCUUCCUCCUUCCAACCUUUUCUUUCUUCUCUGGACCACACAGGCUUAGUAGCCCCCAAGCCUUCUUGGUUUUCUGCAAACACACAAACUCUAAUAAGCCUCCGUCUGUUCCUUUCUCUCUCUCUCUCUCUCUUUCCUUGGCACAUACUCUUUUGCGUGUGAGUGUGUGUGUGUGUGUGUGUGUGUGUGUGUCAAAGAGAUAGUAUUAUAUUGCCGGACAUUAAGUUAUCUUCAACAAGAAGGCAUUUUUCUCCCUCCCCCUCUGAUCAUAUACCUUCUCUCUCCCUGUAUAUUUUUCCUGGAGAGAAGCAAUGUUUCAUGGUUGUUCCUUGUUCUUCCUCCUGAUUUGAGGCUCUCUGUGUACAUGAUCUGCGAAGACUGUGGUUGUUGGAGGAGGCGUGCGGCAUUCUAGGUGGUCAGGGAUGAGUAAGGAGGAAGUGCUCAAGAUUCAGACUUGUGUGCUGAAAGUGAACAUCCACUGUGAUGGGUGCCAGAAGAAGGUCAAGAAAAUCCUCCACAAGAUCGAAGGUGUGUACCAGAGCAGCAUAGACGCGGAGCAGGGGAAGGUGACAGUGUCCGGCAUGCUGGAUCCGGCCACCAUCAUCAAGAAGCUGAACAAGGCCGGCAAGCCUGCCACGCUCUGGGGCUCCAAGCCUGGCGUCAUGGCCAACCAGUUCCAGAAGCUCAACCUUGACGGCGGCGGCGGCAAGGGCCAUCCCAAGGACGCCGGCGGCGGCAAGGGCCAUUCCAAGGACGCUGGCAAAGGUGGCCAGAAAGGCGGUGGUGGUGGCGGCGGCAAGGACCAACAAGCAAAGAUGAUGAUGCCGCAGCCGACGGCGCAGCAGAUUCAGCAGCUCCAGCAGCAGAUGCAGAUGAAGGGGAUGAAGCUGCCGCCGCAGUUCAUGGACGGGGGGAACAACAAGAUGCCGCCGCCCAUGGGGAAGGACCCCAAGUCCGUCAAGUUCGCCGAAGACGAAGACUUCGGGGACGAUGGCAGUGAGUUCGACGACGAAUUCGAUGACGAGUUUGAUGAUGAAUUCGACGACGAGUUUGACGAUGGCGAAUUCGACGACGACGAAUUCUUGGACGAUCCCAAGAUGAUGAUGCUGAAGCAGAUGGGCAUACCGCCAGGGGGCGACAAGAAGGGCGGCGGCGGCGGCAAUGGUGGCAAGAAGGGGAACGAGAUCCCCGUGCAGAUCAAGGGGAACGCCAACAACGGCGGUGGAGGCAAAAAAGAUGCCGGCGGCAAGCAGAAUAACCAAGGCGGAGGCGGCGGAGGCAAGGGCGGUGGCCAGCCGAACAACGGCAAGGGCGGAGGCGGAGGCGGCGGCCAGCCAGGGAAGAAGGGCGGCGGCGGUGCCGGUGGCCCGAUGGGCGGCGGCAAUGGCAUGCCGCAGCAGCAGGCCAUGAUGAGGCCGCCCAACAUGAUGGGCGGCGGCGGUGCCGGCUUUCCCGGCAUGGGUGGGCCUCCGAUGGGCGGGCCGGGCCAGCCCAUGGGCCACCGUCCGCAGAUGGGCAUGGGCCCGAUGCAGGGGCAGGGCGGCCCGGCUCCACCGGCGUUCUUCCAGGGUGGCGGCGGCGGGCCCGAGAUGCUUCAGGCCGCGGCGGCGGCCGGGAACCCCAUGGCGCAGCAGCAGUACAUGGCCAUGGUGCAUCGCCAACAACAGCAGCAACAACAGAUGAUGCAGCAACAACAGCAGCAGCAGAUGAUGAUGCAGGGUGGCGGCCAUGGCCACCACGGCGGCGCGCCGGCCGGGUACCCGCCGGCGGCGGCCAUGGGGUACGGGUACGGCGGCCGUCCGCCGAUGCCGCAGUACCCGAUGAUGCCUUACCCGAUGCCGCCGCACCCGCACUCGGAGCCCUUCAACUACUUCAGCGACGAGAACCCCAACAGCUGCUCCGUCAUGUGACUCGAGGAAGAAGACGAAGACGAAGACGGUCGCUCUGUUCAGAGUCAUCAUCCUCGCCGUCCAUCUGUUCCAUCGGACCGUCACGGUGUGAAGAACUGCUCUGCUGCUACCUGGAUGUCCCAUAAUCUCUCAUCUAGCUCUCGCGCUCUCAUCUUUCUUCUCUUUUCUUUACUUACUUAGCUCUUAUUUUAUCGGGAAAAAGAAGUGGACUUCCUUGAAGGCGAAGGUAGGUAUAGUAAUUAUCUAUAGUUGUCAUGCAUAAGAGAUGAAUGAAUGAAGAUCAUGCUUUUCUUUUAUAUAAAUCCAACAAAGUGGUUACUAGCUC
Brachypodium distachyon (stiff brome) is the source of this 2297-nucleotide messenger RNA. RefSeq names its product heavy metal-associated isoprenylated plant protein 33. Bases 485 to 1972 code for a protein of 495 amino acids. Gene Ontology annotation, molecular function: metal ion binding. The transcript has 3 exons. The record is from RefSeq and is a predicted model, not a curated record. NCBI's taxonomy places the organism in Eukaryota, Viridiplantae, Streptophyta, Magnoliopsida, Poales, Poaceae.